UGAAUAGUGAAAAUGGCUCGUACCAAGCAGACUGCUCGUAAAUCGACUGGUGGCAAGGCGCCGCGCAAACAACUGGCUACCAAGGCCGCACGUAAAAGUGCUCCAGCAACCGGAGGCGUGAAGAAACCUCAUCGCUAUCGCCCCGGCACUGUUGCCCUCCGUGAAAUCCGUCGCUACCAGAAGAGUACCGAGCUGCUGAUCCGCAAACUGCCUUUCCAGCGUUUGGUUCGUGAAAUCGCUCAGGAUUUCAAAACUGACUUGCGUUUCCAGAGCUCGGCAGUAAUGGCACUCCAGGAAGCUAGCGAAGCCUAUCUGGUCGGUCUCUUCGAAGAUACCAACUUGUGCGCCAUCCAUGCCAAGCGUGUCACAAUCAUGCCCAAGGACAUCCAACUGGCCAGACGUAUCCGUGGCGAGCGUGCUUAAGUUGAUAUUUCUUCGUCAGGCGCAUAUAAAUUUCAUACAAAUCGGUCCUUUUCAGGA
Molecule: messenger RNA, 480 nt
Organism: Drosophila persimilis
Lineage: Eukaryota; Metazoa; Arthropoda; Insecta; Diptera; Drosophilidae
Product: histone H3
Exons: 1
Coding region: 13-423 (136 amino acids)
Cellular component (GO): nucleosome
Molecular function (GO): protein heterodimerization activity; structural constituent of chromatin; DNA binding
Source: RefSeq, a predicted model, not a curated record